Myiozetetes cayanensis is the source of this 1086-nucleotide messenger RNA. RefSeq names its product prostaglandin D2 receptor-like. Lineage: Eukaryota; Metazoa; Chordata; Aves; Passeriformes; Tyrannidae. The record is from RefSeq and is a predicted model, not a curated record. The transcript has 2 exons. Gene Ontology annotation, cellular component: plasma membrane. Bases 1 to 1086 code for a protein of 361 amino acids. Gene Ontology annotation, biological process: G protein-coupled receptor signaling pathway; positive regulation of cytosolic calcium ion concentration; inflammatory response. Gene Ontology annotation, molecular function: prostaglandin D receptor activity.
AUGGAGACGAAGGGCUACCAGUGCCGCAGCAGCCGCUACAUCGAGAGCGGGCAGUCGGCCGUGCCCAGCUCGGUGCUGUUCGCCGCCGGGCUUUUGGGGAACGUCCUGGCCUUGCUGCUGCUGGGUCAGCACCGGCGGCGUUCCCGGUCCCCCGGGGGCCGCCCGCCGCGGGUCUCGGCGUUCUACGUGCUGGUGACCGUGCUGGCCGUCACCGACCUGCUGGGCAAGUGCCUGCUCAGCCCCAUCGUGCUGGCCGCCUACGCCUACAACCGCAGCCUCAGCGAGCUGGGGCCGGGCGGGCGCGGCGAGGACGAGCCGGGCGUCCUGUGCCAGCUCUUCGCCUUCCUCAUGGCCUUCUUCGGGCUGGCCCCCACCCUGCUGCUGCUGGCCAUGGCGCUGGAGUGCUGGCUGUCGCUGGGGCACCCCUACUUCUACCGGCGGCACCUCACCCGCCGGCUGGGGGUCGCGCUGGGGCCGGCGGCGGGCGGGCUGUGCGCGCUGUUCUGCGCCCUGCCCCUGCUGGGCUUCGGGGUGCCCAUGCAGUACUGCCCGGGCACAUGGUGCUUCAUCCGCAUGGCCGGCGGGGGCCCGCGGGAGCUGGGCUUCCCCGUGCUCUACGCCGGCCUCAUGGGGCUGCUGGUGGUGGCCAUCGGCGCCUGCAACGUGAGCAGCAUGAGGCACCUGUACGGCAUGGCCCGCCGGCAGCCCCGCAGAGGGGCACCCCCAGCCGCCGCCGCCCCCCGCAUGGAGGAGCUCGACCACCUCGUCCUGCUCGGGCUCAUGACCGUCCUCUUCACCGUCUGCUCCCUGCCGCUCAUCAUCCGGGCGUACAUGGGGGCCUUCGCCGCCGACAUCAACGAGAACGCCGAUCUCAGCGCCCUGCGGUUCCUCUCCGUGAACUCCAUCGUGGAUCCCUGGGUCUUCAUCAUCUUCCGCACCUCCGUGUUCCGCUCGUUCGUCCGCAGGGUUUGCCGGAGGCUCCACUCCCGCAAAUCCAGCCUGAAAGGGUCCGGCCUGGGCGGUGACGGCCAGUUCUGUCCCCCGGGCUGGCGCAGGACAGACCCGCCGCGGCUCGGCAUCCCCUGA